Messenger RNA from Penicillium chermesinum, 1296 nucleotides. RefSeq lists its product as uncharacterized. NCBI's taxonomy places the organism in Eukaryota, Fungi, Ascomycota, Eurotiomycetes, Eurotiales, Aspergillaceae. Bases 1 to 1296 code for a protein of 431 amino acids. The transcript has 2 exons. The record is from RefSeq and is a predicted model, not a curated record.
AUGGCUGAACCCAGUCUUGAGGGUCUUCCCAUUGAGCUCAAGAUCCAGGUACUGUGGCAAGUGUCGACUGUUCACGAUCUCAAAUCACUCGUGUUGGCAUCGCCCGGUUUCCAUCGCUCGUAUCUUCUCGAGAGACGCGAACUACUUGAAUUCCAUGUACAGCAGCAGUAUAGCAAAGACCUCGACUUAGCAGAGGCUCUUACUGCCGUCCGGUCGAGAGGCAAUCGGUUCUAUGACAGACAAGAAAGCGCAAUCGCGUUACUGGAUCUCUGGCGCCGCAGAGAUGAGUUCCGGGAGCUUGGACUCUCAUCGUCCAGACGAAUGGAUAAAGCUGAAAGCUUGGAAGAGGUGAUAGAGCUGCUUCAUCUCCAUAAAAAGCUCUCAUUCUUCGUCAAUGAUUAUGCAAUAAACACACCCAAGCCUCCCAAGGUGUCUCCCGCUGAAUGGAAAAACGAGUACCUCCCUCUCAAACUGUCGAGUACUGAAAGGGGAAGAAUUCUGAGAGCCUUGUGUCGCCUUCAAAUUCUGAAGAAUAUCUUCGGGAAAUCAGUCCUCUGCGAAGAUUGGCUGCAUUGUUCAUGUGGAAAGUUCGACCAAAUAAAUUGGACUUUUGGACAGACAACGGAAUCUAAAACCAGUUUGCCCUACCCUGAAAGCAAAGAACUUGAAAGAUUUGCAUUUCGAUUGUUUUAUGGCGCUAUGCCUCCUUGGGAAUCCGAGGAAAUGUGCUGUGUGAACAACUAUCUCAUGAAAAAGGUCAAGGUUGUGGCCGAGGAAGUGGUACAUGACAUACGACAGCUCUUGAAAAAUACCCCAACCAAAUAUUUCUGGGAAAUUCUGCCUAUAGAGGAACGGCCUCCGUUCAAUGGCUCGUUUGAAUAUGAGACUAAUCUCAAUCACGUGUUCAACCAUUUCGAAGGAAUAGCAGGACUAGGCCCAGAGUUCCUAUACCGUCUCUUGAAAAUGGACCGCCGGAGCAGGCGUAAUGUUUUCGUUCUCCAAGUCAGACCCUUUUAUGGGAAUUCGCCUUUCCUUGGCCUAAACACCCGCGACAUGGUAUGGGACGAUACAUUUCCGCUUGUCCAACCGGCAACCAGACAUGACUACCCAGGCUUUGAACAGCUCUGGCCUACCUUACCGCCAAUAGAGCAGCCCUCGGCUGGUUGGAGGAAGGCGUGGGUCUUGCCAAGUUACGACGAAGAGGGUUAUCUUGAGGAUGCUCUGAAUUAUGAAUAUGCUAGCAAGGCUUCCAAGGGUGGCAUUGGGGUUACGCUCUUUGGGAUGAAGAGCGCUUGA